This is a messenger RNA of Folsomia candida, 4230 nucleotides long. RefSeq names its product integrator complex subunit 6 (gene IntS6). The coding region runs from base 830 to 3748 and encodes 972 amino acids. The transcript has 14 exons. NCBI's taxonomy places the organism in Eukaryota, Metazoa, Arthropoda, Collembola, Entomobryomorpha, Isotomidae. Gene Ontology annotation, cellular component: integrator complex. The record is from RefSeq and is a predicted model, not a curated record. Gene Ontology annotation, biological process: snRNA 3'-end processing.
UGCGAGUCAGACAGUGAGGUUCUCGGCCAAAAGGGCUCCGGACGCCGUAUUCGCCAUCCACUUAAUUUCAUAUAGCCGAGCAUACCCUCCUCCUGCUGCAUCACAUAAAUUUAUUCAACACAGAAACGUAUCCACCACCACCACCAUCGACGUAACGUAAAGUUUUUUGUGGCAAUGCAGCAGCAGCAGCAGCAUCACGUCACGUCCACUAUAUUCAACGACGACUCGAAAAACUGAACUCUUCCAAAAGCCCCAACUGCUUCUUCCUCUCGCCAUCUACAGCAAUAAGACCCCCCCUUCAGCCAAGAACCAACCAAAAUAAAGCAGGAACUCUAGCUUUGAAAAUUCCCGUAGUAGUGGAUUUGCCUUUGUUUCCUUCGCUUCUUGUCGGGAAAAAGGCAUUCUGUUGUGUAGGUUGCUGCUGCAUGAGAAAAAUUCAUCUUUUCAGUGCCAGCCAGGCCAGCCACCAUCCCCACGUUACGUAAAGGCAAAUGCGUAAUACAUAAUAGUACCACUACCACUACCAAACCAACAACAAGACCAACUUGAACAACGCAUGGCAAUAAUUUCGUAUCAACUUUUUUUUACCGAUCAGAUUUGCAUACUGAAUUAGAAAAUCGCGUUUUCGCACUAAAAGAAACGACCGGAGAAAGGUUUCUGGCCUCAAAAAGACAUAGAAGAGUAGGAGGGAAGGAGUCAUUCAAAUGCAAUAUUUACAUGGGCCCUUCUUCGACCUAUUUUUUAAGUUGCAGCUCGCAUUGCAUAAUAAUCACACUGCGGGAGAAGACAUUGUAAAAGAUUUGCAGAAGAAGAAGAAUUAGGUGGAAGGAUGACAAUUAUCGUGUUUCUCAUAGACACUUCGGCGUCUAUGAACCAGAGGGUUUUCCUCGGGGGAAGGCCGACCCUGCUGGACGUGGCGAAAAGUGCGGUGGAGACUUUUGUAAAGGUUCGACAGAGAAGUAUAGAUAGCAGACAAGACCGGUACAUGUUACUAACAUUUGAAGAGCCUCCUACAAAUAUUAAGGCUGGAUGGAAAGAAAAUUUAGCCACGUUCAUGUCAGAACUAAAAAAUUUACAGUCCAAUGGUCUCACUACGCUCGGAAAUGCUCUACGACAUACUUUUGAUGUGUUGAAUGUCAAUCGAAUGCAACAUGGGAUAGAUACUUAUGGUCAAGGAAAAUGCCCUUUUUAUCUGGAACCCUCAAUUAUUGUUUGUAUUACUGAUGGGGGACAGCUUUCUUCAAAUUCUGGUGUUCAAGAAGAGCUAAAAAUGCAUGGCUCAAGUCCAGGAUCAGAAUUGACAAGGGAGCCUUUUCGUUGGGAUCAAAGACUGUUUAGUUUAGUGCUCAGGAUGACUGGGCAGCCUUCAGGGGACAGGGAAAUUGGUCUUGUGCCUUCCGACAACUCUGCCAUUGACGCCAUGUGUGAAGUCACAGGGGGUAGAUCCUAUGCUAUCACGACACAUCGAAUGCUCCAUCAGUGUAUUGAUUCUCUAGUACAAAAAGUGCAAGCUGGUGUAGUUAUUCAGUUUGAAAAAUAUGGUUCCGACCCUCCCUCAAUCGAAGGGAUGAAAACGGACGACGAGUUCUUAGUGAUUGACGAGAAGAACGGCAAUAAAAUUUCUUGGCACAGUUCGAGAAGGAUGAUUUAUGUUCCGAGAUCAAACCAAAAGGGGUUUGCUGGAGGAUUUUGGCCAAUUCCGGAAUCAUACUGGCCUGAUCAGUCAUUACCAACCUUGCCUUCCAGAACUGCUCACCCUUGUGUUAAAUUUAUUUGUCAACCUGCAGAACCACUUGUUGUUGAAAAUUUUCCAUUCGACAAGUACGAGUUGGAGCCUAGUCCUCUUACUCAAUUUAUCAUCGGAAGGAAGCAACCAACUGUUUGUUGGCAGGUUUACAUACAAAACAGUUCUAGAAACAGCCCCAUAGGUUUCCCAUUUGGUUACCUAAAAGCCUCUACGAAUUUAACAACCGUUAAUUUAUUCGUAAUGCCUUACAAUUACCCAGUACUACUUCCUCUAGUUGACGAGUUAUUUCGAGUUCAGAAACUGAAGCCAAAUGGAGAAUGGCGAGCUCAAUUCGCCAUGUAUGUAUCUAGUAUGCCGCCUUAUUAUGCUGGUCCCUUAAAGCGAGCUUUACUCCGAAUGGGUGCAGGAAAUAUUGCGCAGAGUAUUCCUGAAGAGAACUACUUGUCGUAUUCGGUUUUAAAUUACCUGAAGAAGCUGAAAGCCCAAGCUAAAACAGAGUAUGAUCGCACCUGUAAUGAAGUCGCUAUAAAAGUUAAGGCCUCCGAGACUAAACGGGUAGUCACAUCUUUCAAAAAUCCUUUUGAUAUUCCUCGUCAUCAGCUCUUAGAUCAAGUAGCACGCCUUCGCACCUUGUUCCUUCGUCCAAGUCAAACGUCGGCUCUACAGCACGAAUCCUUGCAUAAUCAACCAGUAGGACAGAUGGGAAAUUAUCAAGAAUAUUUGAAACGAAUGCCUAAUCCAUUGCGAGAAUUGGAAUCUGCUCCAGUUCGACAACACAUGUUUGGAAAUCCUUUCAAAAUUGAUAAGCGCAUGAUCAUUGAUGAGGCCGACAUUGACCUUUUGGGACAAGGGAAGCCAACUAAGAAAGAAAAUACCCCAACACCAGCACCAAUUAUUCCGAUGCCGCCAUCUCCCAUUCCAAGAGGACAAAAAAGGAAGGCUGGUCCAUUACCGAAAGACUUUCGAUUCAGGCCUUACAAGAGCCGUCGUACAAAUCAUCAUCAUCGGACUAUAGAGGAUCAAGACACUGACACGGAUAGUUCUCUCAGCUCUGCUCCAUCCAGUCCUAUGAGUCCACUUACAUUGACACCCCCUGCAUCUCCUCACAUGUCCCCGUUAGACUUUGCCGAUGACAAGGAAAAUUCCAUCGGCAUGAAUUCCCUAGAUACUUACUCGUCAUCUGAUAACUCAGGUUUCGGCACUGAUAAUUUAAUAAUAGACGAGUCUCCCCAAAACAAUGAGGACGAGGACGACGACAGUACAGAAACCAUCCCGAUUUCCUCUUUCGGUUCCAUGUUCAACAACAUUAAUGACAUGAAUGAUGUUGAUAACAAUAACGAUAGAGAUGAUGAAAAUGAAUCUACGCCAGAUGAUCAUCAAUAUCCCUAUGAAAUGAAUGGAUCGAGUAAAAAUGAUAAUGACUCGUUCAUCAAGACGAGUUCCUCUCAUAAAAAUAAUAAUAUUAAGAGUAGUAGUAACAAUAAUAACAAUAAUAAUAAUACUACCAGCACCAGCAACAAGAUCACUCUGUUACCUAAUAGCAAUGAAAACGGGGUAAGUAUGACCAUGCCCACUCCAACCAAACCUGCUGUCCCCAUACCAAACCACAUCAAUCACGUCCCCCCCAUCACCACCAGUAAUCAUGUAGGGAACAGUAAUAAACCUAAGAAAGUCAAAGUCACUACGAUUGUCAAUUCAAAAACAAAAUCAACACCAGCAACAGAGCUUCGAAAUUCGACAAAUGAGUUGGAUGACGAUACCACUUUCAAGAAGAAUCUUGACCUCAGGAUACGACUCCAUACAGAAAUAAGGCGCCCAGUCCUACGUCUGGAUCACUUUUUAUCCCAAUUGUCAAACGUCUCAGGAUCCUACGUGACCAAACAGCAUUUCAUAAAAUGUCUAGCUAGGGAAGCACUUCGAUUUAAAAGGAAAAAGUUGGCAAAAGCAUUAGAUCAGCAGGCUGAAAUUCUUGUGCCCUUCUGCAGGCCUUCUGCUUCCUGAUAUUUCGACUUCAUACCAAUCAAUGGUGGUGCUUUUUAAUGUAAUAAUUAUUAUUUAUAACCUUACAUAAUCCAGAUUGCAUUCAAACCACGUUUGACCGAGGUACAAACGCUAAAACUACUCUUUUUUAUUUUUAUUUUUUCGUACCACGUUCCGGAGAUAUUUUAAUAUUCUUCCGACUACGUAGUAGGAUUUAUAUCUCUUGUAUUACUAAGAGUUGAAUUAUUAUAUUAUGUCUUAUUCAUUCAGUGUAGAGAGUCCUUUUCACUGCCGUUCAUUCAUUCAGUGUAGUUCAUUUGCUUAUUAUGUUUAUCGCACUAUUCCCAUUUAAUGUUUAGUUCAAUCCAAUGCCAUUCUUUCUUGUUAUUAAUACUAAAUUACCAGUAAAAACUACAACUUGACUGUAUUUUCUACCUUGUAAUGAAGAAAAGAAAAAGAAAUCCAGAAAUGUGAUAUGAAGAAGUCACACAAAGAAAAAAAAA